CUGUGUGUGUGUGUGUGUGUGUGUUUGUGUGUGUGUGUUUGUGUGUUGUGUUGUUUUUCCCCCUCCAGACUUUCCCCCCCCUCCAUCUAACAUGGUGAAGAAAGGAGUGGAGAAGAGAACCAAGUAAGUGAGCAUCUCCAGUAAGCAACGCCACCCGCUGUUGCCACCACCACCACCACCACCACCACCACCACCACCACCACCACCACCGCUGCCACCGGCUCCUGCCACUGCGGGCCACCGAGUCCACCGUUCCUCCCGGAGACUGGAGAGACGCACGGAUAGGAGCAGGGAGCCCGCAGAGGCAGCCGGCCCUUGGAGGAGUUAUGGAUGUUGGUGCAUUCACUUCUGGCCAGAUCCUUGCUCAGAGAGAGCUAAACAGCCACUGCCGCCGCCUCCAGCUGUCGCCUUGCCUCGCACAGGGUCUAACCCUUCCAGCAUGUUCCUUCUGAUGAGACAAUUUCCAGUGCCCAGAGUUUCAGUACAAUGUGGAAAUGGAUACUGACACAUUUUGCCUCAGCCUUUCCCCACCUGCCUGGCUGCUGCUGCUGCUGCUUCUUGUUGCUCUUCUUGGUGUCUUCUGUCCCUGUCACCUGCCACCCCCUGGGUCAGGACAUGGUGUCUCCAGAGGCCACAAACUCUUCAUCUUCCUCGUCCUCCUCCUCCUCCUCCUCCUCGUCGUCCUCCUCGUCCUCCUCUUUCUCCUCUCCUUCCAGUGCGGGAAGGCAUGUGCGGAGCUACAAUCACCUCCAAGGAGAUGUCCGCUGGAGGAAGCUGUUUUCCUUCACCAAGUACUUUCUCAAAAUUGAGAAGAAUGGGAAGGUCAGCGGCACCAAGAAGGAGAACUGCCCAUACAGUAUCCUGGAGAUAACUUCAGUGGAAAUCGGAGUUGUUGCAGUGAAAGCAAUUAACAGCAACUACUACUUAGCCAUGAACAAGAAGGGGAAACUUUAUGGCUCCAAAGAGUUUAACAACGACUGCAAGCUGAAGGAAAGAAUAGAGGAGAACGGGUACAAUACCUACGCGUCUCUGACCUGGCGGCACAACGGGAGGCAGAUGUACGUGGCCUUGAACGGAAAAGGUGCCCCUCGGAGAGGGCAGAAAACGCGAAGGAAAAACACGUCGGCUCAUUUUCUCCCGAUGGUGGUUCACUCAUAGAAGCCGGUACUGUUUGCAGAGACAGUUGAACCAAAGGAUCUCUGGCCAAGAAUAGCUGAUAUUCUUCCUGAAAACAGAAGCUCAAAAGGCAAAGACAUAUGACAGAUAAUCAACUUGCUUGAAAGAAGGGAAGCCUUUGAAAGCUAUUGUACUCACUGCUGACAUACUGGUGUUCUUUGAAUCAGUUCUGUGCCAUGCCUCAUUAUAAUCAAGAUAUAGACAGGUCAAAGGGGAUGGAAGUUAUUCCUAAUUGAACAUGUGGCUUUUUUUUUUUUUUGUCUUUUGUUGUCGUUGUUAAGUUUUUGGUUUUAGUUUGGUGUUUUGUUUUGUUUUUAACCUCUGAGAUUGAGUUUAAUGGACACAGAACAAACUGUUGAAUGAUCUUUGGGAAAGCUAUUUAUGGAAUAUGAACUCAUAUCAAAGACUUCAUUGCUCAUUCAAGCCUCGUGAUUCAAUGAGCAGUAAGACACAUGCAAGCAUUUACUGGAAAGCACUUGGGUCUCAUCAUAUGCGCCACCAAAGGCAAGCUUUGGGUGUGGCAUCUUGGAAGAAUUGGAUAGGGUUAAACAAUGUAAACAUUUUAGUGUAAAACUGUUGUAACAAAACAAAUAGUAUGGUAUGCUUGUGCAUUCUGCCCACAUCCUUUUCUAUUUCUUUCUAAGUUAUUUAUUUAAUAGGAUGUUAAAUAUCAUUUGGGGGUUUAAAAAAAAUAUCCUCAGCAGCUACCCUCUGUUGUACUAUUUCUCUCUGGCACACCAGCUGCAUAUUCAUAACAAAGUGUUUUUAAAACUUGGCAGACACUUCAAGAACAGGAAAUGGGGUUGGGGAAGCAGUGCAAGGGCCCCAUGUACCAUCAGUUGACUUAACUGCUAUUUCAACAGUGAGAACUGGCAACAAUAAAUAGGACAGCGUCAUGGCAGGUCUCUUUGAGUGGAAAUGUCUGCCUUCAUUUAAAAACUUAGCACUCCUAAGACUUCUUUUCCUAAGAAAUAGCCCAGAAAGCCAAAUUCUUUUCAAUACAAUAGUAGGUCUCUAAGGAUAUACUUAAAGAGGGAGAAAUCAUUUGCUAAACUCACUUUGUUAGCCUAGCCUCAUUAUUACUAAUAAUCUUUUCCCCAUAUGUUAGUUACAGUGAUAAGUGAUGAAGAGGCUAUUUGCAUAUGCAAGAAUCCUUUCUAAGUCCACACCAGUGCAACUCCCCUAAAGAAUGAGCAGAGUGUGGUAUGAAGUGCAACUCUCCCAGGGGCUUAAACUGAGCAAAUAUAUCCUGUAUAUGUGUAAUCACAUACUGAAACCUGUUCAAGCUAUAUGAUUUAGUCUUUUUUUUUUUCCUCCAGGGUUAUCGCUGGGGCUCAGUGCCAGCACUAUGAAUCCACUGCUUCUGGCUGCCAUAUUUUCCCCAUUUUAUUGGGUAGGACAGAGAAUAAUUGAGAGAAGGGGAGAGGAGGGGGAAGGGGAAGACAGAGAGGAGGAGAGAAAGAUAGACACCUGCAGACCUGCUUCACCCCCUGUGAAGCCACACCCCUGCAGGAGAAGAGCUGGGGGCUCAAACUGGGAUCAUUGCACAGGUCUGAAUUAUUCCUUAUGAAGUCAACUAAAACUUAUUUUCUGUAAAUUUAAAGAGCUUUGGAAGGUUCCAUAAGGUAACCAUAUUAAAAUUCACUCCAUUACCAGGUACAUAGGAAUGUACCAUUCAUAAUUCUAAGUAUUCCACUAAAAAAUAAGUCUUAUUUGCAGUGUCUGUAGUGAUUUAAAAAAUGUAGAAAAAUAUUAUUUGUUCUAAAUACUUUAAGUGAUAAUAUAAGGUUAUACUGAUGCUGCAUUUUCAUCCUCAUAUUUUUUGUUUAGAAAAAUCUGUUUAUUUUUAUUAAUUGGACACAGUAUUUUGGUACAAGAGAAAGACUCAACAAAUGUGUCUUUUUUUCUUACUAAAAUUUAACCUCUAGAAAUGCUGGUGUGUUGUGAUCUUCUUUUUUAACUAAAUUGUGUCAAGUUUUUACCAGGACUUCCAGUUAAUCUGUUAUUUAAGAAUAAAAUUUAUUAAGAAACUCAUAAAGUAAUCCCAUAAAAGGACACACACACACACACACACACACACACACACACACACUUUUUU
Erinaceus europaeus (western European hedgehog) is the source of this 3274-nucleotide messenger RNA. RefSeq names its product fibroblast growth factor 10 (gene FGF10). NCBI's taxonomy places the organism in Eukaryota, Metazoa, Chordata, Mammalia, Eulipotyphla, Erinaceidae. Gene Ontology annotation, biological process: positive regulation of ERK1 and ERK2 cascade; fibroblast growth factor receptor signaling pathway involved in mammary gland specification; positive regulation of canonical Wnt signaling pathway. Gene Ontology annotation, cellular component: cytoplasm. Bases 487 to 1158 code for a protein of 223 amino acids. The record is from RefSeq and is a predicted model, not a curated record. Gene Ontology annotation, molecular function: growth factor activity; chemoattractant activity; type 2 fibroblast growth factor receptor binding. The transcript has 3 exons.